ACACACACACACACACACACACACACACACACACUCACGCAAACACACACACACACACACACACACACACACACACACACACACACACACGAGCAGAGCACCUCUCUGAGCUGAGAUGAUGCCCGUGUGAUGUGAUGUGAUGCCCACAUGAUGCCUGCAUGAGGAUUUCAUCUGGAGCUCCACGUUGUUCCAUGAAUCUUCCUCGACUCGAAGCUGGAACACACUGUGCCACUAUGCCUUACAUUCGGUCACUCUUUUGAGCUCAGCCACUUCCACUGACGGCUCAUCAGCCUCGGAUUAAAUGUUCAGCAGGUUGAAGGAGUUCUGGAGAAGCUCCACGUUCUGCUGGAGCGAAUCAGGAGCUCUUAGUGACUUGUACGAUGGCAAGCGUGCUUGGUCUGGGACUGCAGUGGGAUUCUCAGGAUUUUAGCAAGGCUUCGUCUCAGUUCGCACGGCUGCGCAGGAUUUACCUGAGCAGGUGUGAAGCUCAGCCUGCAGGGACUCGGCUGCUCUGAAGUGCAGUUGGCAUGCCCCUGACCAUGAUGAGCUCCAGAGAGGAAGAAGCAUUGAGGUUUUUGCAGUACAUCGAGGACAGUGGCCUGAGGGUGUACGGCGGCGUAGCGACGCGCGACCUGGUGUGGAAUGAGAAAAGCCGGAGCGUUCCGGAGAAAAACGACAAGAAAAGAAAGCAGGACGAGGUGGUUAAAAGGACCAGUGAGGAGGUGGCAGUUGAGGGUAAACACCUGCGUAUGGGAUCUGCAACCAUGUCGGAGCAGCAGCAGUUUUCCGUUCGCUCGCAGUCCCUUAACUCUGUAGGAGGCGCAGAGGAGGACGAGGGCAGCCCCAACUCCCGCAAGCAGCCUCCGCCUAAACCGCGCCGCGACCCCAACACCAAACUCAGUGCCUCGUCCGAGGCCAUGGACCACAGCGCCACCACCUGCAAGGGAGGACACGCCCACAAGUGGGAUGUGACUCAGGGCUGCAGUGAAGAGUGUAGACGAGUUCCACCGCCCAAGCCGAAGAGGAAUCCCAACACACAGCUGAGCACUUCAUUUGACGAAUCCUACAUCUUGAACUCGAAAGACUCACCCCCAAUGGCGCCUUCUCCUAUCUCUCCUGUUUCUCCUCCACAACCUCAGAGCCCUCAGCAAGACUCUGAGUCUGAGGAACCUGUUUAUAUUGAGAUGUCAGGGAACGCAGUGCGAGAUCCAGGCUCUCGCCCCGAGCCUGAGGAGCCAGGCGAGGCCGUGUAUGAGGAGAUGAAGUACCCCACGUUUGAUGACUUUGAUUCACGCUGGGAUUUUUUUGGGUACCGCUCUCAGUGCAUCACACCAUGUCCGUCUGAUAUGGACAUCCAUGCUGCCAUGAACUACAACUCCACACCUCGGAGCGCAUCCCAUUGCGACAUCCCUGCCCCUUUCCCCAACCUGCUAUCGCACCGUCCACCUUUGUUGGUCUUCCCGCCGGUGCCUGCACAGUGUUCCCCCAAUUCGGAUGAAUCCCCACUCACACCGGUGGACGUAAAUAAGCUGGCCAUGUUAGAGAAUGCUGCCUACUCCAAGUCUCCCUCGUCCUCAUCCUCAUCAAUGGAGCCCCUCAGUUCUGCCUCUUCCUCUCAACUCAGACGUGCUGAGAGGGAACUUACGGCGACGCCCACUAUCACAGUCUCAGGUCGCUCUUCGGCACCGCCGCUGCCAUGCUCUCUCUACAGGGGAUCCUCAAGCUCUGCAGGGGCUCAGCGCAGCCACUCGGCAUGCCCAUCUCCUGUCAGCAUGGGCCGUUGUCUCACACCGCUCAGCCUCAUGAGAGCGCCACCUUUUGAAGGCGGAGCUGCCUUGCCUCGGCACCACAGUUCGGCGCAAAACGUAGCAGCAGGACGCUCACGGACACCCACCAGUCCUUUGGAUGAGCUCACUAACCUGUUCACCAGUGGCAGGAAUAUGCUGAAGAAGAACUCUAGUGGCCGGAAGAGUAAAGAGCCUGCUGAGAGUGAAGCCAAAGGAAAGGGUCAUGGAUCUGAAUCUAAGCGGGAGCACAAGGAGAGGGGCCACCUCAACAAGGAGUCCAAAAGGGACAAGGAGCGCAGUGGGAAAUCCUCGCAUCGGCGUGAGAGCAAAGAUCGAGAGCCUAGUGGCAUUGAGGCCUUACAAAGACGUGACAGUAAGGAAAGAACCGGCAGCAAUGCAGAGCCUUUUGUGAGACAUGAUAGCAAGGACAAGGGCACCAAUGUGGAGCUGGUACCAAGACGCAACAGCAAGGAUAGGGGAACCAACAUGGAGCCUGUACCAAGGCGCAACAGCAAGGACAGGGGAACCAACAUGGAACCGGUACCAAGGCGCAACAGCAAGGAAAAGAGCAGCAAUGCUGAGCCAGGAACAAGGCGAAACAGCAAGGACAAGGGCAGCAAUGUGGAACCAGUAGCGAGGCGAAACAGCAAGGACAAGGUCUGUAGUGGUCCAGAGCUACUGCCCAAACAGGGCAGCAAAGAUAGAGGGUGCAGCACCAGUGAGCCCAUAGUGAGGCAUGACAGCAAAGACUGGAUCAGUAACAAUAUUGAACCCUUACCUAGACGUGACAGCAGGGAUAGGAUCUGCAAUGGCUCAGAGCUCAUGCUUCGGCAAGACAGCAGAGACUUUUUGAGGAACGGUUUGGAGCGAUAUGAUAGCAGAGACCGAAGCGCUUAUGGGCCAGACUUGUUACCUAGGCACAGUAGUAAGGAUCAGGGAAAAACCGGCCUGGAGAGUCGAAGAAACAGCAAAGAAGGAAGAAAGAACAGUGUGGAUUUUCUUCAGGGUAACAGCAACAUGGUGGACUCUGUGUGGGACUGUAAGGAACGGCUGAGUAAUGGGGUAGAGGUUGUAAAUAGGAGAGACUACAAAGAUAAAGGAAUUCCCUUAACAGAAGCCCAUCACAAAAGUAAGGACAAGAGCAGCUUCAGUACAGAGUCUCCCAAAGCACAUGAUUGGGAUACAAGGUCUGGACCUCCAUCUAUUAUGUCCAGCCGGAGUAGACGAUCACCUGUUAGUCCUACAACACUUAUGGGGAAUUCUGAAUUCAAGAUGGUCCCGAAGGUAGCUCAGUUCCUGUCCACACCACUUGCACCAUCUCUAUUAGACACACCUCAGAGACGACCUUCAGAGACCCAAGAGAUGCCGCCCUUCCCUUGGCUAUGUGGUGACAGCACCAUGAUGGAGACCAUUCAGAGGAAACAGCGGUUGUGCUAUGAGAUCCGUUCUCGUCCACGGCCCCCUGAACGGAGUCAGACGGAAAACACGCCUAGCUGCAAGAAAGCCAAUGGGCAAAAGAAAUACGGCCCACCCCCAUAUCCUACUCAGACUACUCUCUUUUGGGACACCGCAAUCUGAUUGGUCACUUAGCACUUCAGGAUUUCGCUUUGCUCCUCCCACUGGCACCAGAUUGAGGGGAGCAGCCAGUCAUCCCCAGCACUGUUUUCGCUAAAAGACAGGCAGUGGGAUUAACCUAGCAAUAUUUCUGAGCGUGCCGAUCGUCAGGUUUUUGUAUUAACCUUUAUCUAAUAUUUUUGUAUUGUGAUUUCCUUGUAAAUGGAAACUAGCAUUAACAGAUAUUUUCUAAACAAAAUGGAAUAUCUUUGCAAAGAAUAUGUAGAGUUAGCACAAGACAGUUUGUUCUUUUGUACUUUUCGCAUUGUUUUUUUUUUGUUUUUUUUAACACUACAAUGCAAACUAUGAAAUGAAACCAUUAACUUUCGCAGGCCUUUAUCCUAUCAGACAUCUCAAAAUUCCUAUGGUAUGUUAAAAAUAAAGCGUAUUUUCACAGUGGAUGUGAAAUUAGACUAGGGCUAUCUUGCUUUUUUCGCUGCCUUGCCACACCAUGAAUUUGACAGUAAUGUGCAAUUAACUGGUAUCGAUUUUAUUUAAGAUUUUUUUUUUCUUCUAUUUAUUAUUUAUGUUUUCGUGUGAGCUUUGGCUUUAGUAUGCAAGUCAAAAUAGAAGGUUUUGUAUGCAAUGUAAGCAUGAAUGAGUUCAAUGUACAAACAUGGCACAGCAUAAUGGCAAACAGUAGGAGUUUGUGAAAGGGUAAUGGAAGAGAAGACCAGGCUGUAGACAUGAAUUCCUUUUAUUUUAGGAAAUCUAUUUGUAUUUGGUGAAUUUUUCUCAUUUUUUUUUCAAUGGCAAAAGUUGUAGCCAUUACUUUGGGCCAGUGUUUGCCCAGAGUUUAAUGACAAUCUUAAAGUAUUCUUGAAAUCUUUAAACACUAUUUAAAAUGUUUUGUGCUUGUUUACGAAGGUCUCUGAAGAGAAGGUCAUUUAAUGGCUUUGUCACGCUUACCGUAUUAAGAAGUGUGAUUUGAGGGUUUUGUGAUGGACACAAUCAGCCCUAUUUGGGCAUUCGAAACCAAUGACCAAAGGCUCUCAGCUCGAGCCUUAAAGGACGUAGCAGCUUUAGCUACAUUACUCAGUAAUUGAGAAUAAUAAAGGUAAAUAAUGCACUCCCAUAAUCUUCUACAUCAAUUGUUGGAUACUCAACAUUCUCCCUCUACCUCAACCAUUCAGAUUAUUUCAAGUGGUCAUUCGUGUCCAAAGCAUUUUUGAACCUGGGAGUUUGGAGUCAGGGGUGGACAAAUGAUAAAUCCAUUAGCUCAUCCAUUGCGUAAGCUUCGAUGUGCUGCCUAGAAUUGUGAAUUGGUCACCUGGAAACCUAAUUGACAUGGCUAACAUUGCGUAUUGUUAGGUCGGCGUGUUAUCAAACAAUCAAAGGAAACAAAUGAGUUUUUGAUGUAGCAUAAUUGGUUUGGCUGGACGACAAACAGGUUUGCAAAUGUUCAUUUUCUUACUCGAUAUCUUCAGCCACAAAGUGACUCUUCAUUGUGCAACAAAAGCAUUUCAUGACCACUUUGCACUAGACUUCUUUUCUUACUUGUGCAAAAUUCUGAUUUGUUCACCUCAGAAUUGACCCCUUAAUAAACUUCAUAUGGGUAAACGUAAUGCCUGCACAUCAUAUGUUGGUCAAAAGGCAUUAAACAGUGUAGCUUAACGAACACUAGCUAAUGCGAUGUUCGCAUUUGUACAAGUGUUUAUGCUUCAAAAAGCCUGAUCCUAAGCUAUUAACCCAUACUGUCAUCUUUUGGGAUUUGGGAAAAGAUAAAGCACAUAAUCGCAGACUCAUGGUCAGUUUAGUCACGCUAAAUAAUCGCAUUAAAUUCUUUAAUAUACUAAGUGAUAACGUUCUCCAUGUCAGAUUUUAUUUUAAAGAUCUCCUAUAUAUGAAAUAUAUGAUAAAGUUUGGAGUUGUUCUUGGCUCAGUAAAACUGGACACCAUGAAACUCAAAGUAAGCUUGAGGUAGUAAGGUUUGCUUCUUGCCCAGUAGCAUGUUUGGCCAGGAAAUUGUACAGCGCAAACCCAGUUAAAUGAAGCCAAAACACAUCAGAGUAGCCAUGACUGUAUGACUAUGCUAUGUUUUUUUCUUAUCCUGUUCGUCCAUGAUGUAUGCAAGUCAUUUAUUACAUGAUUAUUCACAUUCACUCUGGAGUUCCCCGACGGUGCUGUUUUAAGGAACGCUGUAACCAUGUACACACUUUCUGUAUGUAAAAUGUGCACUGUGACUGGUAGAACGACUACGUCCUUUGUCUUAUUGCACUGAGUGUUCUCUUAUUUGUAUAGUAAUGUUUGAGGAAACAACAAUAAAGGUUGUCAUGAGGGUCUUUCUGAGAGAAAUAAAUAUGAAUUUCAAAUCAAA
Messenger RNA from Silurus meridionalis, 5718 nucleotides. It is a transcript of the gene nyap2b, whose product is annotated as neuronal tyrosine-phosphorylated phosphoinositide-3-kinase adaptor 2b. The coding region runs from base 528 to 3365 and encodes 945 amino acids. The transcript is spliced from 7 exons. NCBI's taxonomy places the organism in Eukaryota, Metazoa, Chordata, Actinopteri, Siluriformes, Siluridae. Gene Ontology annotation, biological process: phosphatidylinositol 3-kinase/protein kinase B signal transduction; neuron projection morphogenesis. The record is from RefSeq and is a predicted model, not a curated record.